Molecule: messenger RNA, 1392 nt
Organism: Linum tenue
Lineage: Eukaryota; Viridiplantae; Streptophyta; Magnoliopsida; Malpighiales; Linaceae
Source: the annotation of a GenBank genome assembly
UUAUUACUGUAUUUUUUUUUUUUUGUUUCAAUGAAUCGUGAUUGGUCCGUUCUCUAAUUCUCCGAUUGCUUUCUACAUCCUCUCCGACGAUCGCCGUUGGAUGCUUGACCGCCAUCCGCUUCCCUCGGUUGCGAUCGCAAGCCAGCUGUCCGCCUCUCUCUCUCUCUCUUGGACUCUCGCCGCCAGCACCGCCUAACUCCUUUCCCCAAUUCCGCCGAGAGAAAGAUCGCCGCUCGAACUCCCGUCCGUCCAUUCUGAUUCCCUCCAGCACAGGCCAGAAGCUGAGUCUGGUCCUCCCAUCUUCUAAGGGUACGUCAUAUUUGUGCCAGCAGGAGGGUUUUGCUUCAGCUGAUUUCUAGGUUGUUUCAUUUGUGGGAGAUGGACAAUGGCAAUGAUUUCACAUUCUGCAAGGCAGCUUCAUCUGCUGAUGGAGAUGAUGCCAAGGCGAAGUCUCUGGCAUCAGAGAUAGGUGGAAUAACAAUUGAAGACGACAAGUCGACAAGAAUAAGUGACGAUAAGGGUAGUAGUGUUGUCUGUAAAGAUGGUGCCUCUUCUAAGGAGGAGAAGAAUGCUGGAACAUUGUCUUUCACUGUCACUGAUAGAUCAAUACCACGGGAGUCGAGUGAGUCAUCACCACCGGUAGCAACUAGAAAUGGGGAAACUUCUGCCAAGAAUAUUCGAGGACAAGCUCCUGCUAAGAAGCCUGCAGCCCGAGCCAAGGUCCCUUUUGAGAAGGGGUAUAGCCAAAUGGAUUGGCUUAACCUAACUCGAACUCACCCUGAUCUUGCAGGAUUGAAAGGACAAUCAAACAAGAGAUUGAUUUCCAUAAAUGAAGUUAAACAACACCAGUCAGAAGGUUCAAUGUGGACUGUGCUGAAAGGUCGUGUGUACAAUUUGUCCCCAUACAUGAAGUUUCAUCCGGGAGGUGUUGAUAUGUUGAUGAGGGCGGUUGGCAAGGACUGUACAGCACUAUUCAGUAUCCUUUUCCCAGUUCGUACUCAUUUUACUUCCAUUUAAUUUGUCCAAAAUUACAGAUGAAAUUGAGAUGGUUUGUCUGUUCAAUUUGCGAUCCUUAUUGCUUCAUUACCAGAUAAAUACCAUGCUUGGGUGAACGCAGAAUUCUUAAUGGAGAAAUGCCUGGUUGGGAUUUUGGAUGAUAGUAUUAGUAAGUGAAGAUUAUAUGCUCCACAUUUGUUUCUGCUUCUUCAUUUACUUCAGCCCAUCAUACAUUGUAUUCAUCAAAUAAGCGUUCUAGUUGUAACUAAGCUUCCAAAUGUGUGCCAGAAGAUGCAGAUUGUUGUACAGAGAUGGAUUAGCCUCUCUUUCCUGUAUUUACUUUAUCAUGUCAACAUUUUCUGAACGCAACAAUAGUGCCCUAAACACUUACAUCCA